UACUGUGAGAGAGCUGUGAUUGGUCACAGCUUGUCACAUGGUACAAGGCUGUUGUGAAUAGCUUUGUACCAUGUGAGCUCUGUGAUCAUUCACAGAUUUCACAGGUAGAAAGCAAUGAUGUCAGGAAGUGACAUCUUUUUUACUACUAUUCAUAUGAUCACUGAUUGGCCAAUCAGUGCGCCAUUCGCAGCCACGGCUGUCAAUCACCGGGUCCCGGACGGUAAUUACUCGUUGGCACCCGGUGAUCGCUGAGUGACAGGGGUGGAGAACUGUAUGUAAACAAUACAAUAUCUCCCCUGUCAGCUCCUGCACACUGCUUUGUA
This is a messenger RNA of Staurois parvus, 323 nucleotides long. The record is from the annotation of a GenBank genome assembly. Lineage: Eukaryota; Metazoa; Chordata; Amphibia; Anura; Ranidae.